UUUUUUUUUUUUUUUUGGCUGUACCUAUGGCUUGUGGACGUUCCCAAGCCAAGGUUUGAACCUGUGCCACAGCAGCAACCAGCGCCACUGCAGUGACAGUGCCGGACCCUUAACCUGCCUGUGCCACAGGAAAGCUCCAUCUGAGACUAAGUGUUAAAGUCUAGUCAACCUUGGUUAUCUGUGCGUUGUUCUAUGCCCCUCUGUUGUUACCUUCCUCUCUGAUUUGAGGAAUUAUUCAGGCUGUGUCCUGGGUCCAUCCCCGCCCCCCCCCCCCCAAAUCCCUGAGGCCCACAGGCCUGGCCUUCCCUCAUCUGCCAUCUUUUGCAGUAGCUGGCAUGGUCCUGGCACAGAGACGCAGAAGAGCUUGUUUCAUUGUGUGCAAUUAUAUGGAGAGUCUGCAUAUGUGCUGGACGUAACGCAGGAUUUCAGGCUGAAGCCCUGUGUCCACUGCUUGUCAGCUCUGGGCUCUCGGGCAAGUCCCAGCCGUGUCUACGCGCUCUGACCAUGUCUAGGCCAGUCUGACCAGCUCAGGGCACCGUGCAGAUGCUGGUGCCUGCUCACAAGGGCCUGCGGAGCUUGAAGUCAGGGUUCUUCUAUUUCUAUUGGAAACGGACUUUUAUUGUCGCUUUGUUGCUUUCUAAGAGACCCACAACACUUAAAAACUUCAGUUUGUGUUCAUUAGAGAGGUUUUCUUAUGCAACUUGCUAUCUUAAAGCUUUUCUGACAAUAAACUACAGAUUCCCAAAAGAAACCAUCUUCUAAACGUGAAUUUGAUAUGUUUUAUAUGUACACAUUUACAUUUUGACUUUUAAGAGUUGUCCUCGUUCUUUAGCAGUAGUUAAAUAUUAAGUAAAUGUCUCAUUUUGGCUAGUGUUCUGAUCACUGGUGGGAGUAUAUAUCAAAAUGGUUCCUUGUUGUACGAUCUUACCAUCAUGAUGGGAAAUAAAUCUUACCCACAAAUAGCAGAAAUAAAGUCAAGUAAGAUCUUCCUGCAUUCAACAAAUAUUUGACCUUCGGCUGCAUCCAUGGCACCGUACGAAACCCUCCAGAUGAUUUAGAAGUGGAAACUUUGGUUGGUUGGUUGGUUGGUUUUCUGCCACAAGACAGCAGCCUGCAGAAGUGGGUGAGGUGGGCAUGUAAAUGAUGGCGGGUGGGCUCUGGGGUGUGCGGCGUGGGGAGGGGAUUGGGGGAGGGGAUUGUUGGGGGGGGGCGGUCUAAGCCAAGACGUAGACACCUUCCCAGGAGCCGAAGAGGCCGCAGAGACAGGGAGUGUAUAGGCGGGGGUGACGCCAGGCCAGGGGGCUGAGGGGAACUGGCCAUUCCAUCAGUGCAAAGUGCCAGCACAGACGCAAGCGGCGAUGCCAAUAGAUGUCAGCGUGAUGGUCACUUCUGGGGGUGGCUCUGGACCAGGAUAGGAACGCGGGGACUUGGUUCUCACUCAGGGUGGGGGCUGUGCCCUUCCCGAGCGGGUUACACCUCCGUCUAUAAAGGCUGAUGGUGACAGUGUUGGGGGGAGGCAGUGGAGGCAGGAAAGCUGAUCAGGGGUGGGAGGAGCUGGAGCUGAGGCUCUUAACCGGGAGUGGCUUCAGGGAGUGUUCCUAUAACUGCAGUCCCCAGGGCUUUCCAAGACGGCAGUCCCUGUGCCUGCUUUCCCAGGGGCUCGCUUACUGCUGCCUGUUGCGGUUUGUUGUGUUUCUGUAUUUGCUACUGGGCGGGGGCAGAUUUCAGUGGCAGGGAGAAUGCAGACACUGUUGCAGUCAGAGCAGGAAGUGAAUUCAAGAGGAGCAGGUGGCCUGAGACACUCAGGGGGCGGCCGGCGGGGUGGGAUGGGGGUGGCACCUGGCAGGGAGUCGUCCGUGUGGGGUCUGGAAGCCCUGUCCACCCUCCCGCACUGCGCAGACCCCUGUGCCUUGUGUGUUUCGCAGGGGCGGUGGGCUGGCGGCGGAGCACAGGCUUUGGAGUCAGGCAGACCUCAGUUCUAGCUGCACCUCUUCCGUGGGACGAAGAUGGAGGACUUCACCUUUCUGAGAAUGUCAUCUAAAAGAUGAGGCUAAUUCCAGCAGUGAGAGUCUGGCAAGAUGAAACGCAGAGAUAGUCUUGGUAGUCUUAGCCCAGCGUGUGUCUGAGGGGAAGGACGGCCCAGGGUGGCAGUGCCGCCGCCGCCGCUGUAAUUAAUGAUGGUAAUCUCAGGACAGGUAUCCCGAUGCCGGGGAGCGAGGGAGUUGGGAGGCUUCCUGAGGAAGGACGUGGGGAGGAAAGGGGCUGCGGGCAGAGCGCUUUGCAGCCUGUGGGUCCUCCUCGCAAGGUGCGGGGGGUGCCGGGGGCGUGGCCGUCUGUCUGGGGCACCCUGUGCCCGGGCCUGCCGAAGAGGAGGGAAGGGCUUGGGGUGACGUUUACCGCUUAGCACUCGGAAGGUCUUACCCGCAGGGCUGCAGGGAGAGGCCAGCAAGCCUGGCUCCGGUUCCACAGUCCCUCCUGCCGAGCUGCAUUUGGAAGUGUGAUUAAAGCCCUUCUUUGCAGACUUACCAGUAGUUUUAGUUGUUUUCAGGUCAAGUUCAGUGGUCUUCCCACGGAGUUGCCUUCAGCAGAUGUGCAGAGGGCCUGAGAUGCAGAGUGGCAGGUGCUCUGUCCAGGCCUCGAGCGAGUGAACACGGGAGCAUCCUUCUGGUCCUUAAGUAAAGGAAAAGGUGCUUAAGCUCCUCAUGCUGCCCCCACCCCCCACUUUUUUUUCUGCUUUGAUCUCAAAGCAACUAAUUCUCUGUGCUGCAAGAGUCAGAGGUAUUUUACCUGUUCCUUUUUGUUCCAGGAUGCCUGACCCUGUGUGUUCCGUGCUGUUUUAGGAGACUUACUAGACCCCUAAGUUACAAAGUAGACUUCAUUCUAAGACACCAGAGAUGUGUCCUCUCUCAGCUGCAUUCUCUCUCCAUCUUCCUGGCUUGUCAUCCUGAGGCCCUCAGAUCAGAACCCCCAGGCUGCAGUUGCCACCCUGCUGCAGUGGGCGGCUUCUGUCUGCCCCUCACCACGGGGACCUCUGCAGCUGGGCAUGUCACCCACUGGACCCCUCGCAUGCUUCCCUCAUCCCUGCCCUGCCUUCAAGUUGCCUCCCCUGUCUUCAAACCAGCCCCUGACUCACUGCUAGAAAAUGUCUUCAGACAAAUGUUACAGUGUCUCUGCCCAACAGGUGUCCUGCGUCCCACACUCUCACCUGCGUGCAGCGUAUCCUGGCAAUGUUUUUUUCCUUUUCUUUUUUUUUGGGGGGGGGGCUUUUUAGGGCCAAACCCUUGUAUAUGGACGUUCCCAGGCUGGGGUUCGAAUUGGAGCUGCAGCUACUGCCCUACACCACAGUCAUAGCAACGCCAGAUCCAAGCUGCGUCUGCAGCCUACACCACAGCUCACAGCAAUGCCGGAUCGUUAACCCACUGAGCAAGGCCAGGGAUCGAACCUGCAUCCUCGUGGAUACUAGUUGGGUUCGUUACUGCGGAGCCACAACAGGGACUCCUGUCCUGGCCAUUUCUUAUUCAUCGGGGCACGUGGGACCUGAGGGUGGUGGAAGCACCAGGUUGGGACCACUUUCGAGGGGAGGGUCUGCCAUCGACUCCCUGUGGAUCCCUGGGAAGCACUUCGGGUUUUCCUUGAAGCCAGGAGAAGGGAUAGAUCGGCUCUCUGAGGUUUCGUCGAGCUCUCCAGUGUCUUCAGCGUUUGUCCAGAGAGUCUAGUCUGUUGCUUAUGAUUCGUUGCUCUUAACGGGAAAUGGUUCUUUUAAAGCGAAGCGAGGAGAGAAUAUAUAGGUUUUUGUGGCCAUGUGAUAGUUGUGAUACGUGAACCUGCAUAACUUUUUCUCCCCAGUGUCGUCGAAUAAACAUUUUAGGAUAUAUAAUGAAAUCCAUGUAAUGUGAAAGUAAUUCUAGAGUCCAACUUGCUUCUACCAUAGUUUUUUAUAAGUGAAAAGGAAUGACCUUUUCUUCCAGAGACUACAAAGCAGAUUUUUUUUUCCCAUUUGAGAGCUUCCAAAUACUAAUAUUUGUACGCAUUGCUUUUUUUUGGAACGAAACUUGAGGAUGUGGCAUAUGUGAGUCAGAAAAUGGGUAAGAAGAGUCGAGUAAAAACGCAGAAGUCAGGCACUGGUGCUGCAGCAAGCGUGUCGCCGAAGGAAACCUUGAACUUGACCAUUGAGCUCUUGCAGAAAUGCAGCAGCCCUGCUCCCGGCCCGGGGAAGGAGUGGGAGGAGUACGUGCAGAUCCGCUCUCUGGUCGAGAAAAUACGGAAAAAACAAAAAGGUCUGUCUGUCACUUUUGAUGGAAAAAGAGAAGAUUACUUUCCUGACCUAAUGAAAUGGGCCUCUGACAAUGGAGCCUCUGUCGAGGGCUUCGAGAUGGUGAACUUCAAAGAAGAGGGCUUCGGUUUGAGGGCAACAAGGGACAUCAAGGCAGAAGAAUUAUUUUUGUGGGUUCCACGAAAAUUGCUAAUGACUGUUGAAUCUGCUAAAAAUUCAGUGUUGGGGCCCUUGUACGCGCAAGACCGAAUUCUUCAAGCCAUGGGCAACAUCACACUGGCCUUCCACCUGCUGUGCGAGCGCGCCGACCCCAACUCCUUCUGGCAGCCCUACAUCCAGACCCUCCCCAGCGAGUACGAUACCCCCCUCUACUUCGAGGAAGACGAGGUUCGCUACCUGCAGUCCACGCAGGCCAUCCACGACGUCUUCAGCCAGUACAAGAACACGGCGCGGCAGUACGCCUACUUCUAUAAGGUCAUCCAGACCCAUCCGCAGGCCCACAAACUGCCCUUGAAGGAAUCCUUCACUUACGAGGAUUACAGGUGGGCCGUCUCCUCUGUGAUGACCCGACAAAACCAGAUCCCCACGGAGGAUGGUUCCCGGGUGACCCUGGCACUGAUCCCCCUGUGGGACAUGUGCAAUCACACCAACGGCCUGAUCACCACCGGCUACAACCUGGAGGACGACCGCUGCGAGUGUGUGGCGCUGCGGGACUUCCGGGCCGGAGAGCAGAUUUACAUUUUUUAUGGCACUCGGUCAAAUGCAGAGUUUGUGAUCCACAGUGGUUUUUUCUUUGACAAUAAUUCACACGACAGAGUGAAAAUAAAACUUGGAGUGAGUAAAAGUGACAGGCUCUACGCUAUGAAGGCCGAGGUCCUGGCUCGCGCUGGCAUCCCCACCUCCAGCGUCUUUGCGUUGCAUUUUACCGAGCCACCCGUCUCUGCCCAGCUGCUGGCUUUCCUCCGAGUUUUCUGCAUGACCGAAGGGGAACUGAAGGAGCAUUUGCUGGGAGAGAACGCUAUCGAUAGAAUCUUCACCUUGGGGAACUCUGAGUAUCCUGUUAGCUGGGACAACGAGGUCAAACUGUGGACAUUUCUUGAAGACCGAGCCUCACUUCUUUUAAAAACAUAUAAAACAACCAUUGAGGAAGACAAGACCUUCCUAAAGAACCACGGCCUUUCUGUUCGGGCCACCAUGGCCGUCAAGCUGCGCUUGGGGGAGAAGGAGAUUUUGGAAAAAGCCGUCGAGAGCGCCGCGGCGAACCGGGAGUUCUACCGCCGUCAGCUAGAGACGCGGGCCCCACUCCCCAGGUACGAGGAGGGGAGCCCGGGGCUGCUGGAGGGCUCGGCGGACUCGCGGCUGCCCCUGGGCCUCAGGAACCUGGACGAGGAGGCCGGCGCGCAGGAGGCCCUGACGCUCCCCGAGGCCGUCCGCAGGGCGCGGGCCGCCGAGCGCGGGCUCCUGAACGGCGAGAACUCUCUCCCCAACGGGACCGGGGCGGAAAAGGGAAGUUCAGACGGAGAGGAAAGUCCAAGAGCGCCUGGAGCCGCCAAAGAGUCUUCCGACGGCAGCGAGGGGCUCGGCCGGGGGCGCUGAGGCCGCCCGGCGCGGUUGAGCGCGCUCCGCGGACGGUCCGCCUGCAUCGCUGUGCCCCUUGUUCACGUUGUUCUUCCCGCAGAGAGGAAAGUAUGUUUUUGCUGCUUUAUAUAAACAUGAUUUUUUUUAAGUUAUUUAAAAAGUCUAGCUGCCCUGUCCGAUUAAGAUUUGCCAUCUUGCUCCGAGGCCAGACGAGCAGGUUCCCCAGCAGAGCCCGGGGGCCGCGGUGCCCUGGGACCCGGCGCAGACCCCGCUCAGCUCCUCCGGCGGCAGCGGGGUCCCACCGGCUGUCGUCCUGCCACCGGAAUCAAAGCUGGCCCCGCCUCCUGCCCACUCGGCUCCGGGGUGGCGCCAGCUCCGGGUUUUCGGCGCCGAGGUGUGGCUGCUGGUUGUGGAGACGGGCUAGUGGUUAGGAAACUUGAGGGUCUGGGCGGAAAAAAAAAAAAUUUUUUUUUUUUCCCUAAAAAAGUAACACCCCAGUACCAAGAGGAGAGGUUAGGUGGCAACCUUAUUUUUAAUAGUUUUCAAUGUUGAUGAUAAUUACAUAAACACACACACACAUCUAGUGAUUUCUGAAGAUUUGUUUACUUCCUGUGUUCUGUUUGACUGUAUGAAGAACUUGUCCUUCCUCCCUGAAUCAGAGUAGGACAUGCAUCCUCCGCCUAAUUUUAAAUGUUGGCUCUGACUUUAAAGCGGUGCACCUGCCCCUCCAGCCCCGGCCGCGGAGAGCUCACCAGCCCGCGAGCGCACCGUGGCCGCGUUCAGGGCCGGGGGGCUCCCAGCUUCUCUGGUUGUCACAACAAGCUAGAGAUUUUCAAAGCUACACUUUUGAGUAAAAAGCCUUAUUAAAAGGAAAACAUGGUUAAUA
This is a messenger RNA of Sus scrofa (pig), 6737 nucleotides long. RefSeq names its product SET domain containing 3, actin N3(tau)-histidine methyltransferase (gene SETD3). NCBI's taxonomy places the organism in Eukaryota, Metazoa, Chordata, Mammalia, Artiodactyla, Suidae. Gene Ontology annotation, biological process: peptidyl-lysine monomethylation; peptidyl-lysine trimethylation; actin modification. The record is from RefSeq and is a predicted model, not a curated record. Gene Ontology annotation, molecular function: protein-L-histidine N-tele-methyltransferase activity; protein-lysine N-methyltransferase activity; protein binding.